Messenger RNA from Parastagonospora nodorum SN15, 1083 nucleotides. RefSeq lists its product as hypothetical. The record is from RefSeq and is a predicted model, not a curated record. The transcript has 4 exons. Gene Ontology annotation, biological process: reciprocal meiotic recombination. The coding region runs from base 1 to 1083 and encodes 360 amino acids. NCBI's taxonomy places the organism in Eukaryota, Fungi, Ascomycota, Dothideomycetes, Pleosporales, Phaeosphaeriaceae.
AUGAUUACGCUGCCUCUGGCAAAGAUAUCUGAAGCCCGAGAUGCGGAGCCGAGUGAGACCAAAUUUAGCUGGACUCACCAGACGCAGGAUCUUGUUGUGGUCUUUGACAACUAUGGUCACGGAAGCUCAGCCCAGCUGCUCAAGGUCGUGCAAGGCACACAUGUCAGACACUUGAUCGAGAUUGAGCGUCUCGUCAAUCAAGGUAACGAUUUAGAAAGAACGUUGCGAGAGCACGGUGCGGAGGUCAAGCGUGACAAGCUGCCAAUUUCGGCGCUUGUCCGAUGUCCUCUCCUGGCACUUAGCUGGCAUUUGCCUGACAAGAAGAUACGCAGACUUCAGCUCAAAUUCAAGCACGACAGCGACUAUGACACGGCCUACAAGCACCUCCUUCAACUUGGCCUGCACAUGGAUACGACCAAUGCAGGCCAGUCGCGCUCAUCAUCAAACAAAAAGUCUUCCGCCGCAUCCACUCCAUCCAAGCCUCCCCAUGGACCCGUAGAGCAGACUGCAGUGCUUUCUUGUCCUCCGUCUAGGCUAACUGACAUCUCCAAUCGACCGUACACUGCGCUCACUGCACCUACAUCGAUUGAAUCGCAUUUGCAAGAAGCUGCUCACAAUCGGCCAUCAUCUGCUUAUACCGGUCAUGCUGGUAAUGCUCUUAACACAAGCAUGUCGUUCUCGGGACCUCUCCAGCCUCCAGAGUACUUUGCAAGGCCAGCAUCACUAACUUCGAGUGCCCUCGACCAAUCAAGUGCGAUGUAUUCUUCGCGCGAUCGCCCAUCAACAGGUGCUGAUGCUGAGCACAACACGUCCAACGAUCGCCCGGGGACUGGCAUGCUCUUUGGUCGCCCUGAUCCUGCUGAAGCAGUCUUACCGCCUCGACUCGACACAGAGGUCCAGAAGAUUGGUAUGCAUGAGACCGAGUCCGAUGAUAGUCUCGCGGCUUAUGCCAUGCAAUCUGAAGAAAGUCGCCGAGCGGCGUUGAAUGAGUUCAUCUUCCGCAAUCUGGAGGAUGACAACUUCGUCACUCUUCUCGAAGACAUGGAGACAUGCUGGGCUCGAUCCGGCUUGGGUAUGAGAUGA